Gadus chalcogrammus (walleye pollock) is the source of this 3177-nucleotide messenger RNA. Its product is annotated as ADP-ribosylation factor-related protein 1-like. Gene Ontology annotation, biological process: Golgi to plasma membrane protein transport; intracellular protein transport; protein localization to organelle. The coding region runs from base 267 to 755 and encodes 162 amino acids. The record is from RefSeq and is a predicted model, not a curated record. The transcript is spliced from 5 exons. Gene Ontology annotation, cellular component: Golgi apparatus. Gene Ontology annotation, molecular function: GTP binding; GTPase activity. Lineage: Eukaryota; Metazoa; Chordata; Actinopteri; Gadiformes; Gadidae.
ACUUCCCAGAAUGCCGUAGUUCCUUCUCGACGUAGCAACAACCAGUUACCGGGACAGUUCAUUUAGAUACAACUAAUAAAAUAAUGUAUUGUAUGCAAUGAAUAGGAACGCUUAGCCCUAACUCAUAAUUUAUGUAUUGACCAUGAGACCAGCGUCAUCCCUCUCUCUCCUUUAGGCCUUGCGUCAGUAGAAUUAGCUAACGUUAGCCGGCUAACUGUUAGCUUCAGUUAGCCACAAGUCGCUGGUUGUUGACACUUUCUGUCGACAUGUAUACUUUAUUAUCCGGACUGUACAAGUACAUGUUCCAGAAGGACGAGUACUGCAUACUGAUCCUGGGGCUGGACAACGCGGGAAAGACGACCUUUCUAGAGCAGACCAAGACAAAGUUCAGCAAGAACUACAAGGGGAUGAGUUUGUCUAAGAUCACCACCACAGUCGGCCUGAACAUCGGGACCAUCGACGUGGGCAACGCUCGCCUUAUGUUCUGGGACCUCGGAGGUCAGGAGGAGCUGCAGUCUCUGUGGGACAAAUACUACGCAGAGUCCCACGGGGUCAUCUAUGUCAUCGACUCAACAGAUGAAGAGCGCCUCUCAGAGUCAAAAGAGGCCUUCGAGAAAAUGAUCACCAGCGAGUCCUUGGAAGGAAUCCCACUGCUGGUCCUGGCCAACAAGCAGGAUGUAGAGGUACGCUCUCUUUUUGGGUCCUUUUCUUCAGGGUUGCCGAUAAAGCAUUCAUCAUGUUUCGUCUACAUAUGAACGUUCACUACAGAAACAGCACCACACUCUGCAGCCACAGAGAUCCUAGUGGCCACAAUCCUGCCAGGCUAACUCGUAUGAUUUUCUCAAUGGUGAGCACAUGGGAGGGCAUGUAGUCCACCAAAGAAGGAAGAUGGGAAAGGUCUGUUGAAAGAAAAGAUUUAGGUGGAGCUACUCGGCCAAAGUGCGCUCUCUGCUACCUGGUAGCCUUACAUGACGAAGACGAGCCACCAAGAGCCGCAUCGAGUAGUAGAGAGACGACACGUGGAGGAUCACGCUGUCGGUCUGGUUCUGUGUUUAGUACAACGGGGGCUCAUGCAUGAGGCUGCAAUUCGGGCCAUGAUGCCAAUUUUGAUGUGUUCCUACUCGAAGCCUGCUGAGCGUGGAACACCAAGGUGGACAGAGCAUUGCAGACAUUAGACAACAUAAAAAAAAAAGUUUUUAGAUAAUAUUCUAUAUUCUUUUUUUUAUCUUAUUCUUUUACAAAAUGCUGCCUCGCCAACCACUUCAAUGACAUUGUAUCAAUAGUUUGGUGUCGAGGUAAUGUUCAGUACGACACGACUUCAGUCUCCGUCGGGCGGUCGGCUUAGCUCAGGAGGUAGAGCAGGUUGACUUGUAACCGGAAGCCACUCUUCCCCCGAGUGAGACGCCUCACCUCACUGCCCCCGACCAGCCGGCUGACCCUGGCGUGGGGGACUCCACUCUAUGUAUGGUCCUUUGUAAGUCCAUUUGGAUAAAAGAUUCUGCCAAAUGUAAAUGUCAACUUGUGACAACUACGGAAGAGGAUUAGAGCCACACAUGUAAAAAAAAAUUAAGUCCUGACUUUAUUCUCAGAAUUCUGAGAAAAAAGUCAGAAUUCUGACAUUAAUCUCAGAAUUCUGACAUUAAUCUCAGAAUUCCGAGAAAAAAAGUCAGAAUUCUGUUUUUUUUCCUCAGAAUUUUGACAUUAAUCUCAGAAUUCUGACUUUAAUCUCAGAAUUCUGAGAAAAAAGUCAGAAUUCUGAGAUUAAAGUCAGAACUACGGGUAUCUGUAAGGACCAACCUCCGUGGGAGAGACACUUUGCUUUAUGCAGUAGGAGGAAACCUAUGGAAAGACAAGAAGGCCACAUUCCGGCCCUAGAAUGGCGCGGUAAAAGUGCAAAACCGCACGGAUUCCGUGCGGUUUGGCAAGAAUUCCGUACGGUUUCCGUACGGAAUUGAAUGACUAAUAGCGUGAAUGACUAAUAGCCGCGGCUAUUAGUCAUUCACUCCGGCUAUUCGUUAUUCACUCCGGCUAUUAGCUAUUCACUCCGGCUAUUAGGUAUGCAGAACGAGCCCUCCCUCUUCUUUGCUUGACCACUAAAUUUGAAGGCUGUCUAACCAAUCAGUGAAGAUAAAUACCAGACUAAAGUAACGCAUUGUCGAGACUAGAGCUGCAGUGCCUCCAUGUUUCGCCGUAACAUAAAGCUGUGUUGUCUUUACUAGUUUCACUACAAUGUAAUGACCACCACUAGCUAGUGGAAAAUACAUUUGUGUCUAGUACAGUGAUAUAUUUGUAUAUGUUAGGCUAUGUAUUGAGAUGGCAGUGUGCGAAAUACCCGUCAAUAUUCGGGGAUGCCCUCAUCCCCAGAUUGUUCUCGAUAUGCAGUAGCCAGCUAGGCCAUAACAUUACAAUAUUUCAUGGAUGCAAGCAAGCCAAGACAAUCAAUCUAUAUUUAUAGCCUACAUGAAAACACACACACGCACGCACGCACGCACGCGCGCACGCACGCACGCGCGCACGCACGCGCGCACGCACGCACACUUUAAACACACUGGCAAAUCAAUAGGAGCCUGCAUUGGCUAAAGUUGUUGGGAUGCACGUUAUUUUAUAACAGGGAGGGGAAAAGUUGUGCAUUUCAAUGCAAACACGACAAUAAUUGGCACCGUUCUUGCGCACUCAGAAGAACAUGAACUGAAUAAAUGCCAGGUAUAUAGCAUAUCGGAGACGGGCAAACCAUCAGUGCAUUUGCAAAUGAGAGCCUGCAGUAUGACCGAUCUUGUGACAUUAUUUAACCAUCCAUCUACAGCUAAUACGAUCAGACAGAUACAUCAUUGAUUACAUAUAAGCCCACAACAAGCCCAACAUCACCACGGCAGGUGCGCUCUCUCUCGCACAUUCACACAAUCACUCCAACUUCUCCAACUCCAAGGCAAAGCUGUUUCACUAGGACCACAAACAACCACAACUAACCAGCCUACAUAUCCACAACAAUGCACAACAAUCAGUUCUAUACAUUGCGUCUAUCUUCUGUUUGGCGCACACGGCUAAUUUGCAUACUUGCACAGGACUGUCGGCUCCGCUUGUCAAAAAAAUAGAAUGUAUUUGUGAAUACAUGCUUUGAAUUCUGAAUACUGGACUUGGUGAGCUUCGUAGACGGGCUCUGAUAAAGCAAAGUGUCUC